Molecule: messenger RNA, 3236 nt
Organism: Amphibalanus amphitrite
Lineage: Eukaryota; Metazoa; Arthropoda; Thecostraca; Balanomorpha; Balanidae
Product: ubiquitin-conjugating enzyme E2 H-like
Exons: 5
Coding region: 88-645 (185 amino acids)
Biological process (GO): protein polyubiquitination; ubiquitin-dependent protein catabolic process
Cellular component (GO): nucleus
Molecular function (GO): ubiquitin conjugating enzyme activity
Source: RefSeq, a predicted model, not a curated record
UCCUUUAGCUUCGAGUGUGUUGUUUGUGUGACUGACUCAUUUCUUCUUUAACUUAUCUCUCCGAAGGAAAGCCUUGCUGGAUCCAGAAUGUCUUCUCCUAGCGCUGGCAAGAAGAGAAUGGACACGGACGUUAUAAAACUGAUUGAAAGCAAGCAUGAAGUGACAAUAAUGGGAGGGCUAAAUGAAUUUUGUGUCAAGUUCUAUGGACCAAAAGAAACUCCGUACGAGGGCGGCGUCUGGAGGGUUCGUGUGCUGCUGCCCGAGCACUACCCGUUCAAAUCGCCCAGCAUCGGCUUCAUGAACAAGGUGUACCAUCCCAACAUCGACGAGAUGUCCGGCACCGUGUGUCUGGACGUCAUCAACCAGGCCUGGACGGCACUCUACGAUCUCUCCAACAUCUUCGAGUCUUUCCUGCCGCAGCUGCUGACCUACCCGAACCCGAUCGACCCACUCAACGGGGACGCGGCAGCCAUGUACAUGCACAAACCUGAGGAGUACAAACGCAAGGUGGCAGAGCACGUGCGGCGCUACGCCACGGAGGAGGCGAUCGCUCCGCCGCCGCAGGUUUCCGACGACCUCUCCUCGGACUCCGAGUCGGAGCUCUCAGAGUUUUCAGAGGAUGAGGCGCGGGACAUGGAGCUAUAACUGCCGCCUAUGUCCGCUGUCCGCCGCUGCUGCUACCGCCGUCACUGUCAGCCGGCCCUGACAAAGGAGAGGGCAUAGAGUCAUCCUGGCAGGGGAGAAGGGAGGAAAUUUAUCUGGUAACGGAGGAUUGAUAUCGAAGUCGGGUUCGGGAUGUCUUAUAGAAGCAGAAAUUCGCCAAUACCUCUUAGAAUAAGAAAUUCGCAACAGGCGGACACCAGCUGGCUCGGUCGAAAUGAAAACGAUAUGAUGGUUAUCGUUGUGCCGCUCUUAGCUUUGUUACGAUUGUUUGUUAACCAUGACAUGAGCAAUGCAACUGCAUUUCGGGAUAUUGUUUGGUGGAAACCGAUACUUACUUCGGUUGCAUGUGUUCAGCGCUCAGACUGAAACGUUUUCAUAACCUGACCGAAAUCCAGCAGUGCUACCGCCUGUGGCGCUUCCGUGCUUUAGAACUGAACCAAUGUACUUCGAACUCUGGACUUGUUACAUCUUUCGCCUAGUAUAUUUUCGCGACCGGGCCAGUUUCUAAUUUGGCAUUGACGAAUUAGAAACCAGACCCCUGCGGUACGCUGCGUACCUAAUCGUGUCAAACAAGGGACAGCAAACCCUCGUGAUCGCGUCAUCGAACUGAACGUGUAAGAUUUGACUCUCCCAAACCCGACGCUCCGUCACCACAACGUUCCCUGACGGUGUCCGACUCUAUGGACCGAACUGUCAUCGACUGGCCUCCCGGCGCCGCAGCGGCAGUCGGCUGGCCGGCGGACCGGUGCCGUGUCAGUGUGCGUGCGUUCGUGUGUCAUUUUACUGCUGUUACUGGUCGUCGUGGGUGUGUUGUUGGUUUAGCCGUAAGCAGUGUGGUUUGGGAGGUAGGUAGCUGGUAGUUGCGUGGGUUUCUGUGCGGGCUUGUCCUGAUCGCGGGCCGCGGCAGUGUGCGCCGCGCCUUCUCUGUGCUCGUUCAAGUGUUGGAUCCCUUUUAUUCUUGACUGGGAACUUGCUAGUGCGAUGCUGCCAGCGGUGACAGGCUACUCCCGACUGUUUCUACGAAUCUCGUAUUCUCAGCUAUUUGUCCAUUAGUUCUGACCCCGGAUCUCGGCUUAGCCCUGAAAACCAUUAAUUGUCGUCCGGCCACCAUCUGGCAAUAUUCCCCGCUCUGGAUCGGGAUAUGAACUACUGCCCAUUUGUGCCCUAUACCCACUCUUUCAGCCAUCGUUCUGCCGUUAGUUUAGCGGUUCAGCCUUCGUAUCUUUCCAGGGUUGUUGGCGAAGUCACCGUUCGUCUGUUCCGUCUCCGUCCCGUAUUUUUCCGCUAUUUUUGGUUCGUCUUGUCCCGCCCCCUCUGCCGUCCGCUCCCGUCCUGUCCCGUGUUCCUCCCUUCCCUGUCCCUUGUGCUCUCUUGUCGCCUUAGCCGUCAGUUCACGUCCUGUGUUUCUUCCUGUCCCGUCUUCUGUCGGUUCCUGUCCCGUGUUCCUCCUGCCGUGUUUCGUCCUGUUCCUGUCCCCCUGUCCGCCGGCGGUACUCGCAGCACUGUAGCCUGUAGUCAGAGUGGUCGGUAGUUGAGUAGUGGCGCGUUGCUCUCCGCUGGGGACCGGUCCACCGCCCGGCCGUGACUGUCAGCUCUAGUGAUAAGGUGUGAGCGCGGGCGGCCGGAUCGCCCGCCGUGACCGGUAGUGUGCCGUCAGAGUGAGCCCCCAACCCACCCCAACAGAGGUGAACGUCGAACGAUGCAAGAUAAUUAUCAGCAGAGGUGAAUUAUAUCGUCCAAGCGAUUGUGUUCUGAUUGGUAUGUGCGUGCUUCUGUGCUUUCGGAGUUUUGCGGGUUCUAAAUUUUAUGAGAAAACCAUGAAUGACUGCCCUCGCUUUGAGUUUGUUGGGCACGAGCAAUAUCGUUUAUAACUGAUCACUUACUCUGACGCAUUCGAAAUAGCCACAUCAAGGAGUCUUCUAAUGAUAAUUCACGGUGUGUAUACUUCUAUAUUAUGUCAGCAGUUUGCGUCUGCCGGAAAACUGCCCCCAUCUGUAGUGUGAAUAUGGCAUGUGAAAGUCGGUGGUAAGGUCGCAUGCCGUCUAGUUAAGUUGGUUAGCGCUGUCAAGGUGGCGUGGCCUUGUUUGAGCCGCACUACCUUGUCGACCGCAGCCGGCCGGAACCCCACAGGGCGCUGCCGACCCCCGGCGCUGCAGUUUAAGCCUGGAAUUCCUCGCAUGGCUCCAUGUUUUCCGGUAUGCAACGUGUUUGCUUUUUGCCGUAACAGCAUGUCAAGUCAAAUUAUUCAUUGUCAAUCUUGUGGACAAGAUUAACCGUUUUCAUUGUUUGAGCUUUUCGGACGUUGUUGGUUCAACUACUGAGAAAUUGUGUACGUUGGUAAAUGCCGCGAUUACCAGGUGCGUAUCUGCAGUGUCGUGUCGGUGGGCUGCCGACGCGGGUUCGAACCUCGUCCGGUGCCGAACUUUUGGCGCCUCUCAUUGUCCCAUGUACUGGCUACUGGACCCUUUGUGAAGUGUUUACGUGUAGUAUUGGCCGCUCGCCAAGAGCCGCAAGUGUUGUGUACCUAACGCCUCAAUAUAUUUACAAUAAAAAGGUCAACACUCAGUAAAACU